Molecule: messenger RNA, 2537 nt
Organism: Hydractinia symbiolongicarpus
Lineage: Eukaryota; Metazoa; Cnidaria; Hydrozoa; Anthoathecata; Hydractiniidae
Exons: 2
Coding region: 170-1441 (423 amino acids)
Source: RefSeq, a predicted model, not a curated record
CAUAUUAUUACAGAAUAUUAGAGUGUAAUACAUCAUCACAUCAAUUUGUUUUCGUUGUAGAUACUGUUUAAUUGGUUUUGCGUGUUCGAGUGUUUUCAGUUUCAAACGCCCACGUUGUGGUGUAGAGCCACGUGGAUGAAAAUUUUUCACGUGAAAGAAAACAGAAACAAUGCUUAUUUUAACACUGUUGACCAUAUUAGUUGAUAUUUUCUUUGUUCAAAGCACUUCAGCACAGUACGGAGAGAUACGCCAACCUGAAUGUUCGCUGUCAUCUGAAGGCAAAAUCGUUAAUUAUGCCAUCAAAUCGAACGUUACAUUUCCAUUUUCAAUUCUCAACUAUUCCUUGCAGUUAUGCAAAGGACAUACUUGUUUAAGUAUGAAACAUUUCAAAGUAUAUAGACACACGCGUUGCCGUUUUGUUGAUAGAAAGUUACAUUGUCCUGUCCCGGUUUUUGGCAAUGUAUAUAUAAUACGAUUGAAAGGAGGAAAUAGUUCUUAUAAUUUUACCACCAAGCCGACAUUUCUACCAAGUAAUUGUUCGUGCGAUAUAAAAUCGGUCAGACCAGAAAUUCACUUUAAUCAAGAAACUCGAAAGUUGUCUUAUCGUUAUAAUUUAAAAAAAUUUGUCGUUAACCAAUUAAAAUUGAAGUCCAGAAUUUUAUACAAGGAGAUUGGUCAAAAUACAACAUCUUUUUUAACUGUCACACAUUGUUUGAAUGGAGCGCCGUUACAAAGAGGAAAAACUGAUUGGGAGUGUCAGUUAAAAUUAAACCCGUGCAAACAGUAUACUGUCUGUGUGGAAACAAAAGUUGAUUCUUGUGAAAGAGAUUUAAGAUGUUUUGAUAUUAAGUCACAUGGUCCCACAGAGUUGAUAACCGAAGCCAUAAGACCAAAUAUUACGAGAUGUAGCACGGAAGAUUAUAAUCUGUUUGUUUCUCUGAUAAAAGGCGCUCACAAAAAUAUAACUUAUUAUGUCGAAGUGUCUGAAAUGAUAAGAACUGAUGCGGUUUUAUAUAAUGGUACCAUGUCGAAUGAAACUAUAAAGUUGACUAACUCAAUUCGAAGACCGGUUCACCUUGCCAUCAAAAGUUGUCAGGACUGUUAUUGUAGUGCGCCGGUUACGGCAAUAUGUGAACCAAUCAAAAUAGGUGAACAGAAAGAUUCAAUUGAGCGUAAAAAGUCGAUAAUUUUAGUUGUGAGUGUCGCGCCAAUAGCAUUUAUUGUGGUUCUGUUGUCUAUGGUGUACAUCUAUCGACAUUUUCGGCAUAAACAGGUCAAAAAUGACGAAUACACGGUGACAGUGUCGAAUGGCGUCGUAGAUGAAAACGUUAUAAUGGACGAGGUUCGCUAUGUAAAACCUGUGGUGUCGUACGCCGAUGUUUAUGAUGACAAUGAGGAGGAAGUGUACAAUAAGAUUAUACCGAUCGAAUCACAACAGUAAGAUUUCUGGAUAUCUUUUGUAGUUGAAAUCCACAGUAUGAGGCUAUUUAUAUGGAAGCCGAAACAGCCUGGUUGCAGGGCCAGCCCGUUUGCCGUGAUCUCGCCUAAACGCUAUUUUUAAAGAAAUUUAAAAUUUCUCUAAAAGACUUUAUGGCUGGCUGGCCUGCUUGCUCCCCUCUCCCCUAUUUUACCCGAGUUCAUGGCAAGUGGGCUGGAUAAAUCCCCAUAUAAGCAGUAACAACACGGGCUGGUCCUAGGCGAGAUGGUUUAUUAUAAUCACGUAAUUAUAUUCUUUUGUUUUGACACUAAUUUUUUUUGUUCUGUAUUAUUUAAUGUUUUCAUUGUUCAAAGCCAGCCCGCCUAACCGAGGUAGUCUUUCUUUUGCAUAUAAACACAAGUUAAAAGCCAGCCCGGCAAGUGAGCCAGCUUGAUUUGUCAAGCCAGCCCGCCACCAUAUAAACGGCACCUAAGGUGGUUAUCUCUUCAAUAAAACAGCGAUGCAGGAUGUAUCCUUGUGUACUGCUGUGGGAUCCUAGGGUAUUUUUUAUCUCCCCAAGGGUAUUUUUUAUCUCCCAAAUAAUAUAAACUGAUUAUAAAAGAUAAACUAUAAUCGAAGCUGGAGUUGGUUGAUUGUUAACUAAUGAUUGUAUGUCCAAGGCUCCUAAAAACACCUAUUUUACCUAUUUCCGGUCUAAUCGAAAAUUUUGAUAAGCUUCUACGUUUAAAGCGGCCAGUGAUGAAAUUUCCUAAAAUGAAUAAAAAUUAAGGGAUUUCUAGCGCGUAGUUUUGUUAUAAAUAUUUUCAAAAUAUAUAUAUAUUUUUGAAGGUAUAUAUAUAUUUUUUUAAUUUUUAUAGUUGUUUUAUUAUUUUAUUUUCUAUUUUUUCUAUUGCUUAUAAUUUUUUUUAGGGUCUAGAGAAUUUUUUUAUUUUCGUUAUAUUCUGUUGCGCUGCGUCGCUAAACUGAAUGAAAAUGGAGAAAAAUAUAGUUAUGAAGGUGAAAUGUUUCUUUAGGAAUGUAAAAAAUUAAAAUUGGUACUAGAAUUAAAGUAGUGAUUUUAAAAAUAAGUUUUUAACCGCCGUUUAUUUUAACAGUGUAA